This is a messenger RNA of Aspergillus oryzae RIB40, 570 nucleotides long. RefSeq lists its product as uncharacterized. Bases 1 to 570 code for a protein of 189 amino acids. The transcript has a single exon. The record is from RefSeq and is a predicted model, not a curated record. NCBI's taxonomy places the organism in Eukaryota, Fungi, Ascomycota, Eurotiomycetes, Eurotiales, Aspergillaceae.
AUGUCCACCCCGGACCCCCAAUUACAACCUGAAGACCAAUCCCUCCAACAAGAACAACCAACAAUACAAAACCGACUCCCAGUCCACACCCACCACUGCCGCUUCUGCAACCACCUCCUCCUCGCAACAACCCGCGACAUCCCCUCCCUCCCACGCCGCAAACACCCCGCCAAAGACAAAGCCAUCAUCUGCCCCCUCCCAACAUCAAAUACCUCCGAGGACACCGACUCCUCUAACCUACAGGAACACUACACCAUCCUCCUUUCGACAACGAUACCGGAUCGCAAGGCGACGCUCGUGCGGCGCGAGGACGGCUUCGAGAAGAGAUUGUUUCUGCGGUGUGGACGGUGUCGGGUUGUGGUGGGGUAUUUCUUGGACCGGGUGCUUUUUCCGAUGACUUCUGUUGCUGCUUCUGCUUCCGGGGGUGAUGGGGAGGGCGAGGAGGACGAGAGGAAGGAGAAGGUCGUUUAUUUGCUCCCGGGGGCGUUGAUGGAGACGGGGGUCAUGGGGGAUGAGGGGAGGUUGAAGGGGGUUGAUGAUGAGUGGAGGGAGUGGAGGGUGGAGGUUUAG